AGUAACAUCGUCUCAUUAACAAUUAUGAGAUUUAUCUAAUCAUUAAGUAUCACCUAAUAUCACUUCGAUUACUCGAUAAGUCAUACCUUUGUCCGUCUGUGCAGUGUAGUGAACGUGUGUGCUUAUAAUGAACAUUACGAUAAUUUCAGCACUAAUUUUGUGAAAGUGAUUGGGUUUUAAUUUAAAGACAAUUAAAAAAAAUGGGUGAACUACAGAAGCAGAAGAAGGAGAGGUUUUCGCCGUUCUGGAAACAGGCGUUCGUGACAGCGAGCGUGUCGACAAACAUCAUAGCUCACGGCUGUGUCAUCGGCUUCGCAGCCAUCUUGAUUCCCAGUCUCCGUCUCCCAGAGUCUCACAUACACGCCACACCCAGCGAGGAGUCAUGGAUAGCGUCAAUCAUCGGUUUCGCGUUAGUCGCUGGCAACAUAAUCAUCACUCCACUCAUGGACAUCCUCGGAAGAAAGAAGUCUCAUCUGCUGACCAUCUUCCCUGUCCUGACUGGCUGGUUCACGCUACUCCUAGUGCAGAACGUCGCCGGCCUCAUCGCCAGCCGGUUCCUCCAAGGUGUCGCAAUGGGCAUGCUGGGCCCGCUUGGCUCCAUCAUCAUCGGUGAAAUGACAGACCCAGUGAACAGAGGACCGUUUCUCACUUGUGUAUCGCUCUCACUAACUAUAGGAGUAUUAUUUUGUCACUCAUUGGGUACAUACUUUAGUUGGCAACAAAGCGCCCUAAUAUGUUCCUUCAUCACGUUUACAAGUCUCUGCCUCAUCAUUUAUAACCCUGAGUCACCGUCCUGGCUCAUUGCAAAAGGAAGGAUAGACGAGGCAAGGAGAGUCUUCAUUUGGCUCCGUGGAGACGGUGAUACCCAAAUGGAUGAGCUAGAGAAGAUGAUAGCUGCUCAGAAUAUGGCGAAAAAAGCAAGUGUAACUGACUUGAGUCUGUCGUUUGGUGCAAGAACAAAACGCUACUUCAGGUAUUUAGGAGUGACUAUGAGGAAACCAGAAUUCUAUAAACCUAUUACUAUAAUGGUGUUCCUGUAUGUAAUGUUCCAAUUUGCUGGAAUUAAUGUCAUCAGUUCAUAUGCGACAGACAUCAUCAGACAAGUGGUGGGGCCUGAAGCCAACGCUAAACUAAUCAUGGUAGCUUUAGAUAUUGAGAGACUGAUAUGCAACCUGCUUGCUAUUUACCUGAUGAAGACUAUGAAGAGACGAACAUUGCUGUUCAGUACUGGCAUGAUAUGCAUUUUCUCAUAUGUUGCGAAAGGAUUUUACGUUUAUGCAAAAGAGAAAGACAUGCUGCCGAUACAAGGCCAGUGGUUGCCAAUAGCUUUAAUAGGAAUUUACAUGUUUUCAUUAACUGUGGGUAUAUCUUCGAUACCGUUUGCAGUGUCAGGGGAGAUCUUCCCAUUAGAAUAUCGUGGUUUAGGCAGUGGUAUUAGUAUUCUUGGUUUGUCUCUCAAUUUCUUCGUGGCCCUGAAGUGUUUCCCCGUGUUGACGAACGCCAUCGGCCUGUCGUGGACGUACUACCUGUACGCUGGUGUGGUCGCGUUGUGUAUGUCAGUCGUCUGGCUCAUGUUGCCCGAGACGAAGGACAAGACUCUGCAAGAAAUCGAAGACAGUUUCCGAGGACAGACCACUGACAGAAAGAGUUUGGAGCCACUGCAGAAUGGCAAGCCGAAUGGAGAAACAAUGAGAAGGGUCAGUUCAGUCAUAAUGUACUAAAACGUGUGUUGAACUAUUUAACAAAUAUUCGGACUUAAGGGAUAGUUAUAAUUAGAUAGACAAUUUAAUCAAUUUUGUGGCAAAAAUCUGGUAGUAUGUUUGUGUGUAUUAUUGCGUUUGUUAUUUGGUUCUCUAGUAAUUUAAUUGUAGUUAUUGUAACUAAGUGUGCUUAAUUUAUAAAUUGUGAAGUUCAAAUCUCAGAUAAGUAAAUAAAACUAAUUUCUUUUC
Molecule: messenger RNA, 1949 nt
Organism: Spodoptera litura
Lineage: Eukaryota; Metazoa; Arthropoda; Insecta; Lepidoptera; Noctuidae
Product: facilitated trehalose transporter Tret1
Biological process (GO): transmembrane transport
Cellular component (GO): membrane
Molecular function (GO): transmembrane transporter activity
Source: RefSeq, a predicted model, not a curated record